GUUGGGAAUUAAAGAAACCAAAUGACUUCACAGAUGUCUAAGCUCUGAUUGGUCUCUCAGUGGCCACCUUUCUUGGAGAUGGGUUUAAAUUCCUUCUACAGACACAGCUCAUCAAAGCAUAAAAAUUUCCAGCACCACAGAAACUUGGAUUUUGAAUACUGUUUCACUUGUACGUUUGGCCUACUAGAGAGAAAGGUAGAAAUUUGAAACAUGAAGACUACAUUCCUGCUGUUUUGUCUUCUAGGAUCAACUCACACAUUACCUAUGCAGCUCAACCCUGCAUUGGGACUUCCUCCAUCAAAGUUGGUUCCAGACCAGGCAACACUACUAAGCCAGCCACAGCCAAAUCAGGUCUUCCCUUCUUUAAACCUGAUACCACUAACACAGAUGCUCACUCUGGGGUCAGACCUGCAACUGCUAAAUCCUACUGCAGGUAUGACACCUGGUCCCCAAACCCUCCCACUGACCUUGGGAGGCCUGAAUGUACAGCAACAACUACAGCCACAAAUGUUACCCAUAAUUGUAGCACAACUUGGAGCCCAGGGUACAAUCCUAAGCUCAGAAGAAUUGCCAGUGGCCUCACAAAUUUUAGGCCUCCUCUUCCAGCCCUUACUCCCAGGAUCCAUCCUGUCCACCAGUAAGGCUAAUCCAGACACACAGAAUGGAAUCCUUCCCUCAGGACAAGUAGGAGCGAACCCAGCUAUCCAGGAAGACACAGAGGCCCCCUUCUCAACUCCCAGUGGCAUAGAUGAUGACUUUGGAAUGACCACCCCUGCAGGCAUCCAAAGAGGCUUGCAGCCUACCGAGGAAACCACCACAGGGUCCCCAAAUGGUAAGUGUCCUGGGCCAUGAAAGUCACCUAAAGAAGGACAAACUUCUUUGGCUUUACAAAAAUAAAGUC
Messenger RNA from Erinaceus europaeus (western European hedgehog), 901 nucleotides. It is a transcript of the gene AMTN, whose product is annotated as amelotin. Lineage: Eukaryota; Metazoa; Chordata; Mammalia; Eulipotyphla; Erinaceidae. Gene Ontology annotation, biological process: odontogenesis of dentin-containing tooth; positive regulation of enamel mineralization. The transcript has 8 exons. Gene Ontology annotation, cellular component: basement membrane; cell-cell junction. The record is from RefSeq and is a predicted model, not a curated record. Bases 211 to 852 code for a protein of 213 amino acids.